AUGGCUCCAGCCAGAGCAAGAUUCUGCCCUCUGCUGCUGCUCCUGCUGCUGGGGCUGUGGGUGGCCGAGGUCCCAGUCAGUGCCAAGCCCAAACACAUGACCUCAGCUCAGUGGUUUGAAACCCAGCACGUGCAGCCCAGCCCCCAGGCAUGCAAAGUGGCGAUGGGCAAGAUCAACAAGCACACGAAACACUGCAAAGACUUCAACACCUUCCUGCACGAAUCCUUCCCCAGUGUGGCCGCCACCUGCCAUGCCCCCGUCACAGCCUGCAAGAACGGCAAGAAAAACUGCCACCGGAGCAAAGGGCCCGUGUCCCUGACCAACUGUCAGCUCACCUCGGGGAAGUACCCAAACUGCAACUACAAAGAGAAGAAACUGAAGGCUUCUUACAUCAUAGCCUGUAACCCUCCCCAGAAAGGGGACUCUGGAAAAUUCCACCUGGUUCCUGUGCACUUGGACAAAGUCAUUUAGGUGUCCAGCCUUUCUCCCUCUUGGGCUGUGCUCUCAUUUCCUCUCCAGGCCUCUGCACCGCUCCUCCUAUGCACAGAAGGUUCUCUUCCCUUCAUUUCUUGGGGCCUUUCCUAGCUCAGGAUUUUCUGAGGAGCAGCUGAGGUCUAUACUUUGUUGGACUAAACUCCAGAAGAGAUGGUCUUUUAUCUUUUCGUUGCUCUUUUCCCAGAAACCUAUCCC
Miniopterus natalensis is the source of this 690-nucleotide messenger RNA. Its product is annotated as ribonuclease 7-like. Gene Ontology annotation, molecular function: RNA nuclease activity; nucleic acid binding. The record is from RefSeq and is a predicted model, not a curated record. NCBI's taxonomy places the organism in Eukaryota, Metazoa, Chordata, Mammalia, Chiroptera, Miniopteridae. Gene Ontology annotation, biological process: defense response to Gram-negative bacterium; innate immune response; defense response to fungus.